Truncatella angustata is the source of this 1851-nucleotide messenger RNA. RefSeq names its product poly polymerase catalytic domain-containing protein. Bases 150 to 1769 code for a protein of 539 amino acids. The record is from RefSeq and is a predicted model, not a curated record. Lineage: Eukaryota; Fungi; Ascomycota; Sordariomycetes; Amphisphaeriales; Sporocadaceae. Gene Ontology annotation, molecular function: NAD+ poly-ADP-ribosyltransferase activity. The transcript is spliced from 5 exons.
UCAAUAUCUGUGAAGUGGGAGCUGUAUAAAGCAUGCAACAUAGUCCAUAAUCCCCCGUCAACUAUUUUGGCAAAAGUUUUGAUUCACUGCCCUCAUCCCUACUAUACACACGUUUCCACGGUGUGGUUGACAUAUUUCUUGAGUACAGGAUGGCCCAAACUCGGAAGAGAGGAGUCAAGACAAGCGGAAAAGCCACCGCAACCAAGAAGCAGAAAACAACAAAGGGUGCCAAGGCCACACAGCCUCAGAUUCCAAUUGACGAAGGCUUCGAGGAAGCCGGCGACGUUCGUGUUUACAUUGACGAUGACGGAACCGCUUGGGACGCCUCCUUGAACCUGAGCAAUGUUUCGGGUAACAAUAACAAAUUCUAUAUGCUACAACUGCUUGUAGACGACAAGAAUGAUACCUACUAUACCCAUGCGCGAUGGGGAAGGGUAGGCGAAACCGGUCAAGUCAAGACAGUGGAUUUCUCAGACUUGGAUGAAGCCGAAACAGAGUAUGAGAAACGCUUCAAAAGCAAGACCGGUCUUGCCUGGGAGGAUCGCAUGAAUGAACCUAAAGCAAGCAAGUACACUUUUGUCGAAAGGGCCUACGACGAUGACGGGGUUGACGGGGACAAUGCGGCCGCUUCGGACGGCGAUGCCAAGCGGACCAAGAGCGAGCUCGACAUGCCCACACAGAGGCUCAUGGAGCUCAUAUUCAACGAAAACCACUUCAAUUCUGUUCUCGAAGAAAUCGGCUACAAUGCCGAUAAGCUGCCCUUGGGCAAGCUUGGCAAGGCCACCCUCAAAAAGGGGUUCGAGGAGCUCAAAGAACUUGCCAGCCUGAUCAAACACCCGAGCCUUGCCCGGAACAAGUACAGCAGAGACCGCGACGAGGUAAUCGAGGAAUGGACUAACAAGUACUACUCGACCAUUCCUCAUGCUUUUGGGCGGACCCGUCCACCUAUGAUCGACAACGAUAAUAUUCUGCGCAAGGAGGUUGCUAUGCUCGACACGCUCACAGAUAUGGAGGUGGCCAACACCAUCAUGCGGGCCAACGAUAAAGCGAAGGACGGUGCCUCCGUUAAUCUGCUGGACUCGCGGUUCAAGGAGUUAGGAUUGAAGGAAUUCGCUGCUCUGGACCACAAGUCGAAGGAGUACAAGCAGCUCUCAGACUACCUCGUUAACUCGAGUGCCGCUGGCCAUGGCUUGAGAUACAGACUGCAGGAUAUAUUCCGUAUCGAGCGACCUGGCGAGCACGACAGGUUCGAGAAGAGCACCAAAAUCCUGAAGGAUUCCAACCGCCUGCUUCUCUGGCAUGGAUCACGAACCACUAACUUUGGUGGCAUUCUCUCGCAAGGGCUGCGCAUUGCGCCGCCCGAGGCGCCCGCUAAUGGUUAUGCCUUUGGUAAGGGUGUCUACCUUGCCGAUCUCUCGUCCAAAUCUGCCAACUAUUGUACGGCUUCCCUGAGCGGCGGUGUUGGGCUCUUGCUGCUCGUCGAGGCGGAGUUGAGCAACCCCAUGUAUGAGAUCGACUCUGGAAGCUUUGAUGCGGCGGAACAGGCCGAGAAGCACAACUGCAUUGCUACCAAGGGCGUGGGCAAGCUUGGUUACUCGAAAUGGAAGGAUGCUAGCUGCGUGAACUCUGCACUGAAGGGAGUUAGAAUGCCUGAUGGGAAACCUGAGGAUAAUCCCAACCAUAAGGGAGGUUAUCUACAGUAUAAUGAGUACAUAUCGUACAAUGUACAGCAUUUGAAGUUGAGGUACUUGUUCAAGGUUGCCAUGUAAUCGAACCAAUAUAGUCUCGAUAGUCACGUACGUUACACCUUGACGCAGGCUUAUAAUAAGAGGUUCCUCUAACUGUUGUCCA